Salvia miltiorrhiza (redroot sage) is the source of this 891-nucleotide messenger RNA. RefSeq lists its product as uncharacterized. The record is from RefSeq and is a predicted model, not a curated record. NCBI's taxonomy places the organism in Eukaryota, Viridiplantae, Streptophyta, Magnoliopsida, Lamiales, Lamiaceae. The coding region runs from base 1 to 891 and encodes 296 amino acids. The transcript has 2 exons.
AUGGUACAGGAAAUUGAUUGUUGCUUCGUUCAAGAAACAAAGUUGGAGAAGCUCAGUGAAAUCGAAUUGAGAGGCCUUUGGGGCUCUGAAAAAUUUGGGUUUGCAAGCCGAAAAGCAGAGGGGAGAUCUGGUGGAAUACUGACCAUCUGGAAUUCUGAUAUUUUCUCUUGUUCGAGUACUUGGGAUGUCCCGGGCGCCCUUUUUGUGAAUGACAAUAUCGUGAUUCCUGCGUUUGUGUGGCUGGGGAUUUUAACUAUUCGACAUGAAUCUGAAAGAGUGGGUAGGGGAACUCAAUUUGAACCUAGAGAUGUUUCUGCUUUCGAUAAUUUUAUUAAGACUAAUGAUCUGGUGGAUGUUAGGCUGCAAGGAAGGUUAUUUACUUGGUAUCAACCAAACGGGCUUUGUAAAUCAAAAUUGGAUCGUUUUCUUGUGAAUGGAAAAUGGCUGGAGAAGUGGUCGCAUUCUAAAGUAAUUGGCCUGCAACGGACAGUCUCCGAUCACUGCCCUCUGAUUUUGGAAACUAAGUCGAUUGAUUGGGGUCCUAAACCGUUCAGAUUUUUAAAUGCUUGGAUCAGCCAUUGCGACUUUGAGAAGGUGGUGAAGGAAUCGUGGGAAAGACCUGGUAUUUCGGGUUGGAAAAAUUUUGUGUUCAAAGAAAAGUUGAAGAGGUUGAAGGAAGAUCUUAAGAAGUGGAAUCAAUCUUCUUUCGGCUCUAUUGAAGCAAACAUCAAAAAGCUUAAGCAAGAUAUUCAAAAGUGGGAUGCCAUCGAUGAUACUCUGGGGCUAGAAGAAGGAGAACUUAUAAGCAGGAAUGAAGCUACGGCAAAUUUGAUCAUUCAAAUGAAGAAUAGAGAUAGUCUACUUGCCCAAAAUCAAGAUCCCGUUGGUUAG